AUGGAAGUCGCCACCACUUCAUCCGACCAGAACCCUUUCCGCUUCCUCGACCUACCAAAAGAAUUGCGACUCAUGGUUUACGAGCACCUUGUCACUCCUCGUCACUAUGAAGUUCAAAUGCGCUACAAGGAUCGACUCUAUUGUUCCGCUAUCCUCCUUAUACCGGAUCGAAGCCCACCAAUUCACGCAGUCUGCCGAUCUAUCUACGGAGAAGCCAGCGACUUCCUAAGAAAUCUGACAUUGACACAUGCUGUGCCACGCAUUAUCGCGGAAGUUGAUUCUAAAUCGGCGCUCAAUAGGUUACCCGAGCUCAUGAUCCGGAUCCUGAAAAUUAGCCAGCGUGCACGUACCGUCGGCGGCAUCUCAGCUAGAGGAGUUCAAUACAUAUGGAACUCCCACGAUUCGCAGCAGUUCUCAGGAGAUAAGGUGCCCAGCUUUCGGAAGCAAGACUUCAAGACCCUUGCGUGCUUCGCCAAUCUGACAGCGCAGUAUAUCGACCACGUAUUCAUGCCCUGGGAACCCCAAGGUGUGCAGGUUGCUCUUCAUGGCAAAGCAGUUUCCAGCUCAAACAUUCAGGAGUUUUUGAGUAUUCUUGAUGGUUGGGUGUAUUCUCGGGGUCUGGAUGCUUUAGGUCAAGCGAUCACUGUGUACGAGGCCCAUCGAGAGUCAGGAGGGACACAGGUAGAAGAAGAUAUGAGCAGUGAGGACUAUGGUGGAGUCAUCGACAAGAAGACGUGGGAGAAGGACUGGAUGUGA
Molecule: messenger RNA, 756 nt
Organism: Cucurbitaria berberidis CBS 394.84
Lineage: Eukaryota; Fungi; Ascomycota; Dothideomycetes; Pleosporales; Cucurbitariaceae
Exons: 1
Coding region: 1-756 (251 amino acids)
Source: RefSeq, a predicted model, not a curated record